This is a messenger RNA of Tilletiaria anomala UBC 951, 2303 nucleotides long. RefSeq lists its product as uncharacterized. Gene Ontology annotation, molecular function: ubiquitin binding. Gene Ontology annotation, cellular component: endoplasmic reticulum. Bases 225 to 2042 code for a protein of 605 amino acids. The transcript is spliced from 2 exons. NCBI's taxonomy places the organism in Eukaryota, Fungi, Basidiomycota, Exobasidiomycetes, Georgefischeriales, Tilletiariaceae. The record is from RefSeq and is a predicted model, not a curated record.
AAAGUGCAUGUCUUUGCUUCCAUCGAACGCGCAUAUCUUCCUGGGGCGUUUGGAGUUGGCGUUGUUGAGGCCGUGCUGAUCAGGCAAUGGUCGGGUGCUGCCGACGGCGUGUAGCAGGAUCAACUCUGACGUGGCUUUGAACUUGCACACCAUUUGGGUUCGAGAAGUGCUGCUGCCGCCGCUACCGCCGCCACCGUCGUAGUAGCAGCAGAAACUGCUGCAUCAUGGAUUCUCAACAUGGCCAAUGGCCAAGUGAGGGCUCGGACGUGGCCCGCCUGCAGUCCCUGCUGUCUGCUCGCGGGUUGUCGGCUGCGGUGCAGCCGGACGCAGAGGCGCUGCAGACGAUGCUUGCAGUCGCCGGCGAUCCGCUGGAGGCCGCAAAGCUCAUAUUUGAGAGCUUUGGCGCCGAGCGGAGGAUUAGCGGGGAGGCUUUGAUCCACGCAUCACCUUCUAGGCGGCAACUGCUCGAGGUGGAUGACUCCGACGUCACACAGCCUUUCCCUUCACCGCUUGGAAUCGGGCUUGCAUCACGUCAAUCCCGGUCACUCCAUCGACCAGGCGUGCCUCAAGAGAGCAACCUCUCCGUUUUUUCGACCGUAUUUUCGGCACUUGCCCUUCCCUUCACGCUCCUACGACACCUCUUAGUAUUCAUCGCAAGGUUCAUGCCUCUGCGAGCGUUCCUGCCUCCUGUACUUUUUGGAGAAGCGGAAGGUGGUGUGGAACGACAGCAGCAAAGAGGCAGAGUAUGGAAGGACACUGAUCCUAUCAAAGCAGCCGAGCGGUAUCGCCUUGGCCUGGAGCAUUUUGUGGCAGCGCAGUCAAAUUCGCAGCACGAAGCAGACGGCGACGCACACGCGCUGGCAGACAAGACUAGGCGUCGAGCAAAGGAGGAGAGACUGCGUCACCGAGUCGAGCAGCCAAUAGCUUCGUCUUCCACAACACCCGUCUACCCCCCAUCUCGCAUAGCAGCGUCCGAUAUUCAGCUUCGCAUUCCAACAAACCUGCUGACAACGUCUUAUAAUCAGGCCAUUCAACAAGCCAAAGACGAGCACAAGAUCCUGGUGAUCGUCCUCGAGAGCCUCGAGCACCAACACUGCGAGCAGUUCCGCCGUGAGGUACUACUUAACGAGAAAUUCGUCAACGUGAUCAGUCGGCGAGACUUUCUCGUCUGGGGUGGAGACAUCGGCGAGAGGGACGCAUACCAAGUGUCAAAUCUACUUCAAGCGUACACGUAUCCCUUUGUCGCAUUUGCCUCUUUACAGCCAUCACGCAACCGCACCGUAGGACUCAGCUCCUCCAGUCGCCCUCCACGCAUGGCGAUUCUCUCCCGGCAAGAGGGCUCUCCAUCAAAUAUGACCUCUGCCGCAAGACUGACAGAUCACAUCCAGGAUCUAUUGCUUCCGCGUGUGUUGCCUUACUUGCAACGUCUGCAGCGAGAUAAAGACAGGCGCCAGCGCGAACGUGAGCUGCGGGAAGAGCAGGAUCGAGCAUAUCAACGCGCUGCUGCUGCAGAUGCGGAACGGGUGAGACAGGCGCGAGAAAAUGAGCGACGGAAGCGCGAGGCCGUGAAGCAGAAAGAGCAAGAACUGAGGCGGGAGGAGGAAACGAAGAUAAAGUACGGGGUCUGGAGACGGUGGGCAAGGCGCUACCUUGUACCCAUUGACGCCGGCGGUGACGCAUCAGAUUGCAUCAAAUUCGCACUGCGAUUGCCGACGGGCGAGCGCCUCGAACGCCACUUCGCAACAAGGGCUCCGGUUGAAGCCCUAUUUGCGUAUGUAGAGUCCGCCACGCAGUCCGCUGAAGAGGAGGAUGAAGACGAUGUACCCCUUGCUCCGCCUGCGGACUACACACAUUCCUACCGCUUUGCGUUCGUCAGCGGCUAUCCUCGGGCCAAAAUCGAGCCAGAGACUUCCAUCGGCAAGAGGCUUUAUGAGGUCGAUGCACUCAAGAAUGGCGGCGCAUUCAUUGUGGAGGGUCAGAUCGGAUUCUCGCGAAUCAAAACAAUUGACACCACGGAUGAAGAUACCGAAGGGCAGGAAUAGAUUGUAUUCCAGUGACAACAACAUGCGUUUGUCCUGGUUCCUUUAGGUCGCAGCUGCAUUUCUGCUGUGCUUUUUGAUACACGCCCAGCAUGCAGCACGCUUGGUAUCUCAACGCUUCCACAAUUUCCCAAAACAGUCUUGCAUGUCCGAAACGAAGCGCACGGGUUUCUCCAUGGCAAAAAAAUGCCCGCCAUCUGGAUGCUCUCUGUGCCAUUUCAAGUUGCAAGUCGACGCCACCCAUUCUUUUGGAGUAGGGAUUAA